Messenger RNA from Prunus armeniaca (apricot), 174 nucleotides. Lineage: Eukaryota; Viridiplantae; Streptophyta; Magnoliopsida; Rosales; Rosaceae. The record is from the annotation of a GenBank genome assembly.
AUGGCAGAGAAGAUUUUAGAGUACAGAGCCACUUUACCAGAUCAGCUCAAGAACACCUUCGCCUCAAUUCUCGCUGCUCAGAAACCCGUUUUUCUGAAUGGCUCGGAUCCUGGGACUUCCAGAGCUCCGAAUUCGGCUGGUACAAGGUUGUUGGAAAAACGAGGUGGGAUAUAG